UUUUUUUUUUUUUUUUUUUUUGGCCGCCCCGCCUGGCUGAUAUCGGAAGAAUGAUGUGAAUACAAUGCGAUUCCAGGAAUCCCUCACUUCCUGGAACAGAUUAAAAGGGGCAAACAAAAGAUUACUUAGUAGGCUGGGUUUUUUUUUUUUUUUCCUCUAGCAGCUUCAUUACUUCUGGAGUCAGUGAAAAAGUAGGGUGCUGCUCUGCCGGCUCUCUUCCCCCAAGCAUUCGGGGAGAUAUUAUUUAUUGGUAUCUAUUUAUUAUUGUGCUCUGAAUAUUUUUUUUUUCUUUCUAAAACACUGCGCUGAAGGAAGACCAGUUCCUCUUUAAAUAUACGUAAUACCCAUUUUCUCUGGUUAUUUUUAAAAAUCUGUUGCUGUUGUUUUUCGAAAAGCAGAACAAAAAUGCAUUAUUUUCUAAAGCACUGACAGUGCACAACUUUUCCUGACCAAAGUUGCUAACAAUCUGUAAAGUCUUUCUCAGCCGGAUUCGCCUUCUGCUCAACUUUUUCUGUGUCUGAAACACAACCUACUACAGAAGGGGCUCGCUGGGACUCUCCAGCCUUCUCCUGCCGUAAACCCCUAACCAGGGGCUGGAACUAGGAACUCCUGGGAAGUGAAGAAAAAAAGAGAGAAGGAAAAGAGAGAAGAGGAGAAAGCCUUUCCCACGUUCUUGAAGACUUAAUGCUUUUCCCUUGGUCCAGGAGUGACAUGAUCCUCUGUGUUCAAGGACCUCAUCCUUUGCUGGCGGAGGAGAAGAUCAGGAGACUGUCACUCAGGGACACUGCGGUGGAUUUGCCAGAGCCAAUCAUGCAGCCGCUCCCUGUCAUGGCCUUCCAGGAGGAGGCUGCACCUACCUUUGUAGCACCAGUUCCAGAGAGCAACCCACCUCAGACACGAGACCCUGAAGAAGACCUUCUCUGCAUUGCAAAAACCUUCUCCUACCUGCGAGAAUCUGGUUGGUACUGGGGAUCUAUCACUGCUAGUGAGGCCAAGCAGCAUCUCCAAAAGAUGCCUGAGGGUACCUUCCUGGUACGGGACAGCACCCACCCCAGCUACCUCUUCACACUCUCUGUCAAGACAAACCGUGGUCCCACCAACGUGCGCAUCGAAUACGCUGACAGCAAGUUCCGGCUAGACUCAAACUACUUGUCCAAGCCUCGCAUCCUGGCCUUUCCAGAUGUGGUCAGUCUUAUCCAGCAUUACGUCAUGUCCUGCACUACAGAAAGCAAGAGCGAGGCUCCUUACCCACCUCCUUCUCCUCUACCUCCCAUGCAAAAAGAGAUGGCAGCAGCUGCAGUGCACUUGAAACUCAUCCGGCCGCUCAGCCGCAAAGACACCAUCCCCAGCCUGCAGCACCUCUGCCGGCUCCGCAUUAACAAGUCCACAGCCGAGGUGGAGAAGCUCCCCCUGCCCAGGAGGAUGGGGGACUAUUUGAAGCAAUACCCUUUCCAGCUCUGAAACACGGCUCAGGCACCACAGGCAGGGACAGAAACAACAGAACUUUGUGUCCGACCCGCUAAAGCGCAGCAUCAGGCGGGCACAGUGAUGAGAUGACUAUCAGCAGAGACUGCGUCCACCUUUCCUCUCCCCUUCUCUCUAAAUCCAUUCCAGCCCCAGGGAGGAGUUGGUUGUUUCAGUGAACAACAGGACACAAUCUGACCUCUGAACCUCAGGCUGUGCCGAGGGUGGCUGUGAGAAAGUGCUGUCAGCAUGUGCACACUACUUGAAUUUCAGAGUUGCUGUGACACCGGGAAUGUUAAAGUUGUUAUUUUUUGCUAUUUAUUUCCAUGGCAGUUUCUCUCCUUGUGGUAUUUUAAAAGCACCUUUUACUUUAUUGUUUCUUGUUUCUUCUUCUCUUGUGGAAUUAGAGAUAGAAUAAAGGCUCCCAGCUAGUGGGCAGCCAAAAAUCUGUGGGAACUUGGAUUUGAAGUCACAUGCAAAUAGUACCUGUUUGAGCUUGUCCCUGUAACAGGUCACAGGAGCCCAAAUCCAAGCUCCCCCAGACUUCUGGGAUAUGUCAGACUCAGAUGACUGUAUCUAGACCCACCUCUACAGGGGUAAAGAGUAUUUUUUUUCUUCCUUAGCUACAGAGGGCUGGGUAUUUUAACCCCAAAGCACAUCGUUAGCAGGCUGUGCAUCUCCCAGACAUGCAUGCUGCACCAUAUGUUGUGGGCAGGAGACUUUGAGGAAGCCCUUCUUCAUUGAGAGUUCUAAGCAGAGAUUCUGAAUAUUGAGCUUGGGCAAGGAGCACUCAUCCCAUAUUUUUUCAUCUUCCCCAUUUCCAAAGGAAGUCAGGGACAAAACAUUUAGAAACAAGCAAUCAGAAACCAAACUUACUUAUUUUCAGGCAGAGGGAUUUGGUUUCAGAGCAUUUUGCAUUUGGCUUGUGUUUUCCCUGACAUUGCCUGGUCAGAUGUGGGGCAUGAUGGGGUUCAGGCACAGAUCUGCUGAGCUGCACCAAAGACACACAGAGCUUUGGGAUAUUUAUUUAUUUAUUUCUGCACCUCAGUAGAAAGUGCUGUCCUUCCUCUCUGCUAACUCAAUGCCAAACUGCCAGUUGCUCUGCUUCUGCCAGCAUUAUUCACAAGUCAUGUGGCUUCAAUCAGAGCUAGGCUCUAGCACACACUGGAAACCACAUUACAAGUUUUCUGUUUGCCAAGGUCCAGAUCUCCCUCCUCUUUUUCUCCAACUUGUGUGUUUGUUAUCCCUAAUUAGAUUUUCCUCUCUGGGUUUACUUCUUGCACCACCCCCCCGCAAAUGAAGCACAAUGCCUCUCCCUUGCUCUUUUGCAGACAGCAGACGGGAUCUGCCCCAAACCAAACACAGACCAAGGAGUUGCUCCUUCCUCUUCAUUCACAUGAUCCCAUCACCCUCCCAGCCUGUCGGAGCCAGCAUAUGCCAUGAAACAUGAGAAGGGAACCAGAAGGUCUAGAGAAAUUAUCUUUUGGCAUAUUUUGCCUCUAAGACACCCCCCUACCCCAUAACUUGAUCAAGCAUAAACCAAUAUUAAGGAUUCCUCAAUUCAUCCCUCCCUGGAACUGUCUGUCUCAGGCUCUCCAAGUUAGAAGAGAAAAAUUCCAGCUAUACUUGAGGGCUGAAAGAGGAGAUGGGACGGUGACCCAAGAGACAAGCUCAAAAGAUGGGUGGAGUUUCUUCCACCGUAACUCAAAGCUGCCCAAAGGGACAAGAUGGCCUGAUGUGCUCAGUCAGUGCCCUUUUCCCCCUCUCCCCCUCUACAUUUAUACAAAUUUGUGCUCUUGCAAGCUUUGUUUUUGAUACUUUGAUGAUUGACAGUGUGCACGUGUGAUGUCAGUUUUCCUUUUUGUAAUAUGCCUCCCCCUCACCCCAUACCACAGCAACCUUGGGAGGGGACUGAAUGAGAACGAAAACUUAGAAGGCAGAACAAAAAACAAACUUUGUUGUUUUUUUUUUUUUUAAUUUAAAUAAUAUAAACCAUAAACCACUGAAAAGGCUUCCUUUUAUCCAAACACCUCUAUCUGCCUGAGGACACUGGGAACAAGGAAACCACGAGCAGCAGUGAUCUCAGGAAGCCCUCAUAGCUUUGCCACAGGCUUGGUAUCUACAGCAUGUGAAAAAUCAGUUUGAGAAAUGUCCAGUGGGAAAGGGCAAGUUCAGCUCUCUGAAACCUGCCUCCUACUUGGUCUGUACUCUGUUGGGGGUAGAGGAAAUCAAACUUGCAGGUUUGACCUUACUGUCCCAAGAAAUGGCAGAAGCAUGUAAUGAAAAUGAAUACCUGGUUAAUCCUCCAGCAGGAUGAUGCAGAGGCUGAGCUGAAGGCUGUAAGCUCAUGUGGGCAGGGACCAUCUCUGUUGUAUGUUUGUUCUGCACCUAGCACAAUGGGGUUCUCUAGGUGCUACUGCAAUACAAAGAAUAAACAAUACAGUUACUCCAAAAAGUCAGUUUCUUCUAUCUCCAGACAGUUUGUUAAAAAUCAUUUGACUUGGAUUUUAAAUAAACAUUUUAAAUAUA
Molecule: messenger RNA, 3993 nt
Organism: Calypte anna (Anna's hummingbird)
Lineage: Eukaryota; Metazoa; Chordata; Aves; Apodiformes; Trochilidae
Gene: CISH
Product: cytokine inducible SH2 containing protein
Exons: 3
Coding region: 685-1461 (258 amino acids)
Biological process (GO): intracellular signal transduction; phosphatidylinositol phosphate biosynthetic process
Cellular component (GO): phosphatidylinositol 3-kinase complex
Molecular function (GO): 1-phosphatidylinositol-3-kinase regulator activity
Source: RefSeq, a predicted model, not a curated record